GUUAACUUAUACCUGUUUGUGCCAACGUUUGCCAAAUCAUGUUUAUAUUUGCAAAUCCAGUUAACAUAUAGCCUGGUUUAUGUUAAAAUUUGGAUCUUAUUGUUAUGUUUCAGGUCACGUAGUAUUGUUAAGACAUUGAACAGCAGCGUUGAUUCAACGGAGCUUCUGUAUCUUCUACGUGGAGGGCGUAUCGAUGACCAUGCAAGUUCAAUAUGCUACUCUCAAUAUGUUAAUCUUUUACGCAAUACUUGGAUUUACUGCGUGUUGAGAUGUUAUGCAAUCUUAUUUGCAUCUUCUGUUAACAGGUCAUGGAAGCUCUUGUGGAUAGGCUCAGCUCAUGGCUAGAGAGGCCAGAAAUUGCUUCUGUUGGCAUGAAAUAUGGGGUCGUGUCAGCAUUUUUCUGCCAUAGCAUUUAUGCAGUGAACCCAGACUACGCACAUUUAUACACCUCGUUCAUACAAAAGCAUGUCGCCGCAAAUAAAUCAGUACUCCUUAUCCCGCUCGUGCGGCAUGACCACUGGCAUGUUGUUGAAGUAAGGUUGGACGAGGAUGUUAUCAGGCAUUACAGCUCUGCAGGCCACAGUGCAUACUUGGAGCCAGUAAAUAAAGUAAUUGAUUUCAUGGAUCACAUGAAGGCUGGUUUUGAUCCCAAUAAUGUUUGGAAGAAGUACCGAUAUGAAGCCGUCCCUUGCGAGCAACAGCGAGGAAUGUUUGAUUGUGGGCUUUUCGUUCCUUUAUAUAUAACGGCUAUAAUACAAGGGACUGAUACCAGUCAGGUAACUAAUCCCGCUGACGAGGCCGACGUCAUCCGUGCCAAGCUUGUAGCUGAACUCCUAAUUGAAGGAUGGGAACAGAAAAAUUACGUGGAUGGGCUACAAAAGGAUGGGUGA
Messenger RNA from Asparagus officinalis (garden asparagus), 890 nucleotides. RefSeq lists its product as uncharacterized. The record is from RefSeq and is a predicted model, not a curated record. Lineage: Eukaryota; Viridiplantae; Streptophyta; Magnoliopsida; Asparagales; Asparagaceae. Gene Ontology annotation, molecular function: cysteine-type peptidase activity. The transcript is spliced from 3 exons. Gene Ontology annotation, biological process: proteolysis. The coding region runs from base 309 to 890 and encodes 193 amino acids.